AUGCAUUGCCCAAUUUGUCAUCACAGAGCGCAUGUAAUAUACUGUGCGCAUUGUAUUAAUACGAGCCCUAGUCUGUUGUUGAAAGUAAAAUUGGAUUUAAUCUCCUUGAAUGAUGAGAAUAAGGUGCUUAAUGAGAAGGUGGAACGCAUAUUAAACGAGGCUAUGAACUACGAUCGGAUAGAUGUCAAGUCAUUGGAGAAAAAGAAGGACCCCCUGACAUCUAGUCUCAUGAAGUUGGAUAUUUUACGAAUGAAAAAAAAUAACAACCGAAUUAAAUACAGGAUAGAACAGCUGAAUGAGCGGAUACAUAGUAGAAGGGAUCACAUUAGAAAAUUGAAACUAGAAAUAGACAACCAUGAGCGCUCUAAUGUGGGGGCUAGCACUACCAAAUUAAGAGAGCAAGCGGAUAUCAAUGAGGCGAAAAGAAAGUUGACCCAAGUAUCCAAGAUCUGUGAGUCAACUAAAAAUUACAAAAUCAAUUUGCUAAAUAAUUGGUUUGUCAUCCAAAAACUACAAGAUAAUUUUCAAAUACCCUUCGCUAUUGCCUUUCAACCAUUAAUAUCCUUGAAAAAUUUCCGCGUUUUACCUCUUGUAAUAACAAAUGAUUCCAUCAACACUAUGUGGAAGUAUGUUACUUUCUUUUCCGACAUUCUUAUCAUUAAACUCCCCUAUACCAACAACAGCAGUGAUCAGCCCGUGUUUGAGUCUUCCAAUGACACACAGACAGUAGUACAAAAAUUGAUCAAGCUGAUCAUAAAUAUUUUACAAAUAUGUAGACAUUUGAAACUCGUACCCUCAACACCCAUGGACAUUCCAUGGCUAUUGGACCAAUAUGAUGUGGAUGGACUGUUCUAUAACAUGGUCAAACGGAACAAGAUAAAGUGUAGGUCGGUCUCGCUAUACUGGACUUUUGGGAUGCUGUACUCCAUGGUUUUGGACCACUUAAACAAUCCACACAGAGGGCAUCCUGCAAGGCGGACCGCACCGGCUUCGGCUCUCACAGGACCUCAUGACCGAUGGUAUGUGGUGGGCUAG
Messenger RNA from Saccharomyces mikatae IFO 1815, 1035 nucleotides. It is a transcript of the gene ATG14, whose product is annotated as Atg14p. NCBI's taxonomy places the organism in Eukaryota, Fungi, Ascomycota, Saccharomycetes, Saccharomycetales, Saccharomycetaceae. The coding region runs from base 1 to 1035 and encodes 344 amino acids. Gene Ontology annotation, biological process: macroautophagy. The record is from RefSeq and is a predicted model, not a curated record. The transcript has a single exon.